Messenger RNA from Trichoderma asperellum CBS 433.97, 1401 nucleotides. RefSeq lists its product as uncharacterized. Lineage: Eukaryota; Fungi; Ascomycota; Sordariomycetes; Hypocreales; Hypocreaceae. The record is from RefSeq and is a predicted model, not a curated record.
AUGGUCCGGUUCGAUGCGCCAUAUCCAGGCAACGAGGACACAAAAAACACCGAAUGGUCCCAGGCUGCUCAUUCGGGCAUGCGCAGCCCUGAUCAUCUCUGGGGGGAAUACUGGCAGCGCUUCAAUACGUUUCGCAUCCCAAUCUUUGACAAAGUCGAAUAUUUCAGAAUCGCCAUGGCGGUAGCAAAGGAUUCCACGAGUAAGGAAGAUUUUGAGCGGAAAUUCGAGCAAGUGAACGAGCGACGACUUCGAGAACUCCAGUCCUUGUUGAGCAGGAUGUACUGGAAUAUUGAGAGGAGCUCCACACCUCGCGCCGCUCAUAUCGAAACUUCUGAUGCGAACACCCUCGGCUGCCUCGAGCACUUUGUCAGAGUAUUAAAUGGCUAUGUCUUCGAACAGAAAGCGGAUAUGGAACCUACAAAAAUAGUCGUGGAGGCACAUAACUCUACAGAAGAACACCCUCUUCAAGAAACAGAGCAAAUAUUCAUGGAAGAUGAGACGGAGACUCUUAUUAGGGAGAUAAGCCGAAGCCCCUCUGCCGACCCCGAAUAUGAAGAAUAUCUCCGUACUGGAAAGCUUCCUGAAGAGGAUGAGUGGAGCUCUCAGCUUCCUCAUGAUAUAGACUGGAGUUAUGAGAUUCAAAAGGAACAUCAGGCUGGGCGAAAGCGCUACGAGGAGAACAAUACCUUCAUAAGAACAAAUUUCGAUACUUUGACACCCACAUCUAACGCUGCCGAGUCUCAUACCCUCGAUUCCGACGACGAUACCCCUUCGAUGCAGCAGGUUCCAUCGCUCAUAUCAAACGACUCACAGGACUUGGAGGAGGAAAAUGAGACUGCGGCGACACAAGAUGGGCUGGGAAGGCGAUCAAGUACUUCAUCUAAAAGAAGUUCGAAUUCGGCUAAGAAGAGGGUCCGAUUUGACGACGACGAUGAAGACAUCAGCACCCAUGAGCCUAAACGUCGAAGACUAGAGAAUACUCUUGCACAAACCGAAACCUCUCCGACCUCCCGCACUACUCGCGCCUCUUCUCCUACAAGACAAGUCGCAGACGGCAGCGUAUCACGGAAAAGAUGCAGGCCUGACGAAGACGAAGAAGAUAAUGGAUAUAAGCGCCAGAAAAUAGAGAGUCCGCCACGCCCAUCAUAUUCUGCUCCGCUUACUAGCUCUACGGAAGAUGGAUCAGCAAGUCUUUUAGCUCGGGGAAGUUCAGAAAAAUUACUGGAAGGGCAAGCUCCGGAAAGCAACAAGGGCGGGGGCAAACGGCGAAAGCAAAAGUCCACAUCACCAAAUCCGCGCGCAAAAUCUUUUCGAAAUACUCUAAACACAAGGUCUUCGAGGAGAGCCAAAUCAUCUACGCUUUGGGAACUGGAUUCCUCGGGCAAGCCACGUACGACCUAG